This is a messenger RNA of Stegostoma tigrinum, 1776 nucleotides long. RefSeq names its product matrix metalloproteinase-21-like. The coding region runs from base 1 to 1776 and encodes 591 amino acids. Gene Ontology annotation, biological process: extracellular matrix organization; proteolysis; collagen catabolic process. Gene Ontology annotation, molecular function: metalloendopeptidase activity; zinc ion binding. The record is from RefSeq and is a predicted model, not a curated record. Gene Ontology annotation, cellular component: extracellular matrix. The transcript is spliced from 7 exons. Lineage: Eukaryota; Metazoa; Chordata; Chondrichthyes; Orectolobiformes; Stegostomatidae.
AUGCAGCUCCUCACUUUCUCUUCUCUGCUGGCCUGCUUCUUCUGCCACUUGAGCACGCAGGAGAGAGUCUUUCACGAGAGGGAUCAUUCUGACAUGAAAGUGGCUCCUCAUCAAGCUCCCAUGAUCGACAGCCAGCAAUCUGCCCAGAAAUUCCUUGCCAGGUACGGAUGGAUGAAGCCAAUUGAUUGGGAGGGUCGCUGGCUGUCAGACCCAGCCUAUGAAGAUCCAGCACCCCCAGACCUGAGCAGGCUCAUCCAGGAGGACAUCGAGGUUCCAAACCAAGCGAAACAGCAGGUGGAGAGUCCGGCCUUUACCCGGGCUCUGAAAGCGUUCCAAGGAAUGACAGGGCUGCCCGUCACCGGAAUCCUGGACCCAGCCACAAGAGAGGCCAUGAACAGCCCCCGGUGUGGGGUGCCAGACCACGAGUCGGCCAGGGACACUGAGGGCGAGGGCAACCAGACAGCGCAGGGUCGAAUGGUGAGCCACACCAAGAGGUUCUUACGCCAUCUCUUCUUCCGCGGCCCGAAGGCCCGAGGGAGGAGGAGGGAGGUGGCAGAUGGCAAUGUCUCUGGCCUGGCGUUCCGGAAACGGAGACUGAAGUGGCGCCUGCUGAGCGAGGGUUACAGCACGCAGCUGUCGGUGCUUGAGCAGAGAGCAGCGAUUCGACUGGCUUUCAGGCUGUGGAGCGAGGUCACACCCAUCGACUUUGAGGAGGAUCAGAUGUCCCCUGCCUCACUGCUGGACAUCACGCUCGCGUUUGGAACCGGACGGCACUUGGGCUGCUCGCAAGCGUUUGACGGAGCUGGGCAAGAGGUGGCACACUCCUGGCAGCGUGGAGCCAUUCACUUUGACGACGACGAACAUUUCACAGCAGCGAGUAACAACCAGGGCAUCAGCCUGCUCAGGGUGGCCGUGCAUGAGGUGGGCCACGUCCUGGGGCUGCCGCACACAUACAGCAGGGGGUCAAUUAUGCAGCCCAACUACAGUGCCGUGGGCAAAGGCACUGAGCUCGACUGGACAGACAGGAAGGCCAUUCAGCAACUGUAUGGGGUCUGCGAGGGUCCGUUUGACACCGUGUUUGACUGGGUUCGACGUGAGAGGGGUCAGGAUGGCAAGGUGACGCUGGCUUUCAACACUUACUUCUUCCGAGACAGCUGGUUCUGGAUGUACGAGAACAGGAACAAUCGCACGCGGUAUGGUGACCCGCUGCCCAUCUGCAGUGGUUGGCAUGGCAUUCCCACAGCGAGAAUCGACGCCUUCGUUCACGUCUGUACCUGGCCUAAGGACGCCUCUUACUUCUUCAAAGGCACUCGCUAUUGGAGAUAUGACAAUUUCAAUGACCGUGCAUACCCAGAGGAUUCGCAUGGUGUCAGGUAUCCCAAGCUCAUCUCCAGUGGAUUCCCUGGUAUUUCUGGGCCCAUCAACGCGGCUUUCUUUGACAGACGUGACCAAUGCAUCUACUUCUUCAAAAACAACCAGGUUACAGCAUUCAAUGUCAACACCAACAUGAAGGUACCUGGGUAUCCCAGGAGAAUCACUGAUGCCUUCCCGGCCCUGGUCCCUGGAGAUCACCCAGUGAGCAACCUGGAUGCAGCCUACUAUUCCUACACCCACAGAGCCACCUUCCUGUUCAAAGGUCUUUACUUUUGGCGUGCGGUGAACAGACGUGACAGGCUUAGCAGCCCCAAUCUGCCUUACAAUGGUCUGCAGCCCAAGCGCAAGGUCAGCGAGCAAUGGCUGGACAUCUGCAAUGUGCACCCCUCUGCCAUUGCCUGA